Lycium ferocissimum is the source of this 691-nucleotide messenger RNA. RefSeq lists its product as uncharacterized. The record is from RefSeq and is a predicted model, not a curated record. NCBI's taxonomy places the organism in Eukaryota, Viridiplantae, Streptophyta, Magnoliopsida, Solanales, Solanaceae. Gene Ontology annotation, cellular component: chloroplast thylakoid membrane. The coding region runs from base 60 to 461 and encodes 133 amino acids. The transcript has 2 exons.
CAUAUCAUAUCAUCUUACAUCCAACAAAAAACAAAUCAAAACAUAUAAAGACUUUUACCAUGGCCUCUUCUAUAGCUUGUGUGCAAUUUUCAUCCAAUCCAACCAAGAAAUCCAGUGCAAUUCCAUCAAUUUUUCUUGGUACAAAGGUUUCAUCAUUGAAAAAUACUAGAGCUGCUCAGAAUAACAGGAAACAUAGAUCAUUGAAAGUGGUAGCUGCAGUUGGAGAUGUAUCUGCUGAGGGAACAAAUUAUUUGAUUGCUGGUGCUGCUGCUGUUGCAUUGCUUGGAACUGCUUUCCCUAUAAUCUUUUCCCGCAAGGACACGUGUCCAGAAUGUGAUGGAGCAGGAUUUGUGAGGAAAGGAGGGGCAACUUUGAGAACAAAUGCUGCUAGAAAGGAUCAAACUCAGAUUGUCUGUGCAAAUUGCAACGGUCUUGGCAAGCUCAACCAAGUUGACAAGUAAAGAGAAGCCCAUCACCUAAUAAUAUAAUUUCACAAUUCACUGCCUUUGAUCUACUUGGCUACAUCUGCCCCUGCAUAGGUGAAGCCUGCAUCUGCGAUCAGAUCUUUUCUUAAUUCCCUUAUAACCGUUGUACUUGUACUCACUCUGUACUUGUUGAACCUGUAAUUCAUGUGUACACGAAUUUCUCCCUCGCUAAAUUUGCAAGUUCGAAUACAUCUUAACUUCUCAAA